UUUCGUGUAAACAUUGUGAGCGUUUUUGUUCUGCGCUUUCGUGAAGUAACAUCGGAAUUUAAUCUAUAAAUGAAGCUCCGAGAUGCCAAACAGUGCCAAAAAGACGGAGUCUACACGGAGCAAUAGCUCGACUCCACGAAGACCACGUAAGCGGCGCCGGGUAGACCGCCAGAGCCUGGAUUCACAGUUGGAUGAGGAUGCCAAGGAGAUCGAUCGCCGGCUGCGAAAGGUGGCCAAGGAGAACUCAAUUAGCACCGAGGACAUGCAAAAGGUGGUGAGAAAGGUGGUGCGCAACGAUCAUGUAUUGGCAUUGGUCACCUUGAAAGCAGAGGAUGAGCUGGCGCGGGAGAAGCUGGAGUCAGCGGAGCAGCAGAAACGAGGUGCUAUCAUUAUCACUGACACUCCGUCCGUACCGAAACUCACCCGUGCCAAAGCACGUGAGCUGAACUGCACUCCUGGCAUUUCCUUGCCCCAGCUUAACGAAACUCCCACCGACAAUGAUGGGAUUCAGGCUUUGAUAAGGGAGGAUUUGCACUCCGACGAGGAUGACGAGGAGUACACCUUUAAGGAGGAAGAUUUUCAUUCCGACGAUGAUCAGAAUACCACAGCAUCGGAUUUCGACUCCAACCCUUGCACACCCCAAACACCACUCACUGCCAAUGAGGAAUCCCCCGUUAAAUUUUCUGACGACGGUUGCUUUAAGGUGCCGUUUGAUAAGAAUCUCGACAAGGAGGAUCUGCGUAUAGCUACCAGAACGCGCUCCAAAUUCUGUCUACAGCAGACCACAAUCGAGGACUUGCAGUCGGAAUUUGUUCCGCCUGAUGUGGAGCCCAGUGAUGUAGUAGAGAACGAAAUGACCGCCACGGAUGCGGAUUGGAUGCAGUUCCUUAACGACUUCACAAAGCCUCUGAACAACACUGUUCUGGGCGAUGAUGAUGAUCCCAUUAACGAUCCGGAGUAUGAGGCCGCUGAUCACUUGGAAUCAGAGUAUGAAAAUGCAGAGGAGCUACGCGAUGUAAACAUAUCCAAAAAGGAGUUGACUGACCUCGUAUCUGAACUAUUUGCUGGGCUGCUGCAAGAGGGAGUUUCUCUGGAAUCAAUUGAAUUGGAAACCCCACAGAAAUUCAUAGAAAGUGCCAACGUUUCAAUGGCUCCUGUUGAUCAGGUUACCCGGAAUAUUGAUUUUGACGGUCAAACAGUACUUAAUGGACAUCAGCCUGAGCCAGCCUACCAACCAAGUACAAUUCUCCCACCAUGUCAAGAAAACAAUUUAAGCAUGGUCAUUCCCGUUCCCGUGGCUGUGGUGCAGGGUGAAAAUCUUGGAUCAUCGCCUUGCAAGGUUGUUAACAUACCGUCAGAUGCUUUAGGUGCUCCUCCAGAACUUAUAGCCGUACCAAUACCGGGACAACCCAAUUGCUUCCAACUGGCCAAAGUUGUAGCCAAUGACUCCACUUUUAUAAGUCCUCCAUUGGCAGAAGAAUCGACCCAGGAUUACUCCAACUUGGAGCCAAUUCAACCUCCCAUUUUAACGAAAAACCUUGAAGAUCGCUACGACAAACCGUAUGAUACAAAUUUUACCAGUGAAUACAUAUCGGUAAAGAGACAUGUUUAUUCGGAAUAUGAUGAUCAUUUUGAGAACCUGCGUAAUGUGCAGCCACCAAACAUAAAUAAUCUCGCCAGAAGCAGGGGAUUCACCAAAUCCCAGCAUGACAUGCUUCAGCAGCAGCUUCGUAUCCACACCCAGAUGCUGACUCAAAGCUUUCUACAAACCUAUUCCCACCCCACUUUUUAUCCCAUGGCCAAACAGCCCAAGGAAAUGCUGGAGGAACUCCACACCAAGGCAAACAAAAAUGCCAGCUUUAAUUGCUGGAACCUAAAGGAAGCUGUGCAGCUGGUAAGGAAGUGGGAGCACGAUCUGUGUAGUGAUGAAUUUAAGGAGGAGAACGAGAAGAUGAUGGAGUUUAUCAACAAGGAAACCGAUUUGACUGAUGGAACAACACGUCAGGUUCCUAGGCUAGCUCCUCGUAUUAUGGAUCUCAUGCUGGAUAGUCGAGUGUUUAUGUAUCCUCAGUACCUUCCCCGCAUGGCUUUUCAGCCAAAAUUCGCGCAAGUAACUGCCUAUGCGCCCUCCGAGUAUCAGCUGAUUGCCAUCGGUCUGGAGAAGCACAUGGAGGCCAUUAAAAAAGCUAAUAGACCUUUGCGGAAGGGUGCAGAUCCCAUCCGUGUUGCCUGCAAGCGAAUGGCUAAAGAUACGAUUUAUGGCAAGACAGGCCGCCGAAUUUUCAUGAAGGUUACCGAGCUUCGUGAAUCGAAACAGUACAAUCCAGUAAAGUAUUUUCUUGAACGCGAGCGAGCGCCUCCAGCCAACCACAUCCUUUGGGGUUUCGAAGGUGGACUUGUUAGAACUCCCCGAGAACGUCACAAGGAGCUGCCCAGUGGGUGGCAAUACUACAUUGAGAAAACCUGGGAACAGAAGCGCACCCGACGCAAUUUUAAAGCGUUGAGAGCGUCCUCACAAGCCAGUGCCUCGUAUUUAGAGUUUGUGCGAGAGGCGGUCGGCGAGGAUUUGCUGCUGCCGGAGAGUUUUGGCCAGGCUGCAGUACCCGAUGGCAGUGCCGCUGGUUCGGAGCAGCUUAGGGAUUGUAAAUCAAGGCAGAAUCCAGCGCAGAGGAAGCCACGCCCAGCGGAACAGCCCUCCCUGCUCACUAUCAAUGUAAAUUAUGUUUUUGGCGGCCAUGCGAACAAGGGAAACUUACCCGGAGUGUCUGGGGUAUCAGUGCCUUUUGUGUCCGGUGGUAGUUUGGCGGACAAUGUGCUGAACAUCAAUCGCAGCUUGGUUACCAGUUCCCAGUGCAGUGAUAUUCUCGCUCUACCGCCUGCUCCUCCGCCACUGGCCAAAGAUGCUCCGCCCGCCAUAAACUACAAAGUAGACGAGUUUACAAAUACUCUGCAGAUCUGCGAAUUGGAAGACUCCUGCGAGGUUGUACAGCAGGAGCUGUUGCCUGAGCAAGAAAGUAACGCCUCCGUUGUGGGCAAAAACGCCAAGAGGGCUCGCUACCAAAUCUUUAAGCCAAAGGUUCAAUCCUGCAAUAAAUCGCGAAAGGGAUCAACGCCAGGCCGGUGUCGCUACCACAAAUUGCGCGAACGUUUGCGCCAUAAAUUGAGCAAGCGUUGCCAUUCGCUAAUCACUGAAUACGGAUCCUACCUGCGUCGACGCACGGAAAAAUAUAAAGCCUGCGAGUUGGUACAGCUCGUUCACACUCGUUUCGUGGCCCUGGAACUGUACACCCAACUGCUGGUCGAUUUAAUGAUGUUCUGCAGCACCACCACUCCAAAACCGGCAACGGCAACUCAGCCAAAAAGAUCCAGAAGUGACGAUGAGGCAGCUAAGCUCAAAAGAGCCAACCGCCAGGAGGAGUUGCUGCGUCAUAUGCUCAAGCCGGACUCUGCAGAGGAGAGCAAUCGCAAAGAUGCCAUUUUCGCGCUAAAUUUCUACGACAAAGUAGAGGAGGCCCUGCUGAAUGCUGAUCGCAUAGAGGACUGCAGAAAAUUUAAUAGUCUGCUGCAGAACUUUGAUCCCAGGCAAGAGAAAGUCUCAUCUCUUUAUCUGAAAGUGGAACAAAUCUUACUACCCGAUCAUCCGGAGUUGGCAGAAGUAUUCCUUAACUUUUUGCUACCUGCUGAGGCCGCCGAGAUAGGGAAAUUCUUUGAACACUUUAUGAUUAGCAAUGCCACCAACUUCAUCAACAAACUCAACAUUUACUUUAGCAAGCAACCUGCUCAGAUCAGAAAAAUAUAUGCCUGUCUCAGCGAGUUGGCCGAAUUGCCCAAUGUCAGCAUGAAAAAAGUUGAAAACAAGAUAAUGCCCUUGCUCAAGGGCAAUCAGUUUUUGGUCGACUGGUUUGUGCAACAAUUUCCUCAGGGAAAGCCCCCUAAAAGAAUCCUGUCUCCUGUGGAGACUAUUAAUAUGCAUGAUGUCCAAAACAACACUACGGGAGAAUUUACGGAGACGGUUCACGAGUUUUUGGAUGUACCUACUCCAAGUAAACCUGGCUGCCACUUGAAAUAUAUUAAUGGUCGAAUAUUCUAUGGGGCUAAGAUCCUGCUACCUGCCAAGCUUUCCUUUAUGGCUGCUAGUAUUUACAAUGAGCAGUCUCAUGACGUGCCAACGGUCUCCAGUGAAUCCCUGACUUGUGCUCAUGGUAUCCGUGCUCAGGGAGAGAAACUUCUUAGUUUGGCUGCCAACGCGGAUAGCGACGAUGCUGCAGAUCGGAGUGAGGAGGAUGAUGCCAGUCGCGCUUUGGUGAUAGAUACAACGGGCGAUGAGCAGAACAGUUGCUCAUCCAUCGAAAUGUGCGACGAGGCGGGUUUAAGAGCGCAUGCAAUUCGAUUGAAUGCCAGUUUAUAUUCAAACUCCAGCUUUGGUAAUGCAACCACCAGUACGCCUAAUGUGGGCCACUCUCACGGCCACCAUCAUCCGCAUGCUAAGAAAACUGCCAUUAACUUUGGUGAAAUAUCGCCCCGCAGGCAGUCCACGUUAAACAACUCGGGAAUGAGUCCUUUAUCGGCGACGAACCAUAGCUCUCCUCAUGUAGACAAAAGAAAAUCACCCACCAAAAAGAUUCGAUCUCCUCUAAAUCAAUCAGGGAGGCAACGGGCCAAUAACCAACCUAUGGUGGUAAUCCAUGAGUCACCGUCUACCUCCUCGCCAGCCAUAGAGUGCGCCAAACGAUUGCGAACGCUGAUCGAUCAGGAAAGUGUUCGGGAUGCGGCGGACACAAAGGCGGGCAUACGGAUUAUAGCGCAGGCCAAACAGCAUGCACCUACGCCACCAAUUAGCGGCAGUCUGGCACCCGUUACCAAAAUUGAGGUUGAAAGCCAGGACGAGGGUGAAGAGAACAUUCAAGUUUUCACGCCCCUUAAAAUGGAUCUGGACCAUUCGGAGGAGGAGCUGGAACCCCUGCAUGUCAGUGCGGGCAAUACACCACAGCACGUGAUUACCACGCAAUUCGACAGUGACGAGGACUGCAAGCUGGAUGUUGUGGCCACGCUAGCCAAUUGCUCUCCCACCGAAGAUCAGCCAGCUUCCGCAUCUACAUCAACUGUCAGCGCGUCUCAAUCUGAGUCUGGCAGUUCCCACUCAGCUCCCUGGACUCGCGAAGAGGACAAAGUUAUUCUAAUCGAAAUGAAAAUGGGGGCUCGCGAUAGAGAGCAGCUUAUAAGGCGAAUUUGCGCCAAGCUUAAGCAUCGCAGCGUAGGCGAACUGCGCGGAAGACACCAGUUCCUCAUGGACUUUCUAUCUAAACUACAGGGCAAGUAAGCUUUGCCCUAAAUAUUUUCGUGUGUAUUAUACAAGCUGAAAUAGGUUACUAGACUAAGUUUAGCAUAACUGUACAUAUCUAAUGAAGCCAAUCAAGUGGUUACACUUA
This is a messenger RNA of Drosophila ficusphila, 5429 nucleotides long. RefSeq lists its product as uncharacterized. Gene Ontology annotation, biological process: regulation of DNA-templated transcription. Gene Ontology annotation, molecular function: transcription coregulator activity. The coding region runs from base 83 to 5320 and encodes 1745 amino acids. Gene Ontology annotation, cellular component: nucleus. The transcript has 8 exons. NCBI's taxonomy places the organism in Eukaryota, Metazoa, Arthropoda, Insecta, Diptera, Drosophilidae. The record is from RefSeq and is a predicted model, not a curated record.